UGUUAGAAGAUAAAUAAAUAAAGGGAAUGCUAAGCGUUUUCGCCCACGUGCAGCCUCUCAACUUUCUCUCAGCUUCUCGUCUCUCCGCUUCCGUCAGAACCUCAGCCUCCACCUCGUCCAUGUCAUCUUCCGUCGUCCGGAUAGCCGUCGUUGGAGACGUCCAUGAUUUUUGGGAUCUAGAAGAAGACGCUAAAGCACUCCGAUUUCUGAAGCCAGACUUGGUGCUAUUUACAGGUGAUUUUGGUAAUGAGAAUGUUGAAGGAGUUAAAAGUGUUGGAGAUCUUGAAUUUCCUAAAGCAGUUAUCUUGGGAAAUCAUGAUGCUUGGAGAACUCAGGAGUUUUCUGGAGGGAACAAAAAUCGUGUUCUACUUCAGCUAGAGUGUCUUGGUCAGGAGCAUGUAGCUUAUCGACGUCUAGAUUUUCCUAUUUUGAAACUCAGUGUUGUUGGCGGACGGCCAUUUUCCCAUGGUGGCAAGCGAAUAUUUCGUAAGGGGCUUCUGUCUGAGAGAUAUGGAGUUAAAGACAUGGAUGGAAGUGCCAACAAAAUAUACAAGGCCGCAUCAGGUGUGCCAGGAGAUCAUUUGGUUAUAAUUCUUGCACAUAAUGGACCCACCGGUCUUGGUUCUGAACCAAAUGACAUCUGUGGAAAUGAUUUUGAAGCUGAAUCUGGUGACCAUGGUGAUUUAGAUCUAGCACAAGCCAUUGCCCUUUUAAAAGAGACAACCAAAAUCUGUAUUCCCCUGGUCGUGUUUGGUCACAUGCACAAACAAUUGCACGGUGGAAAAGGUCUGCGAAAAAUGAUUGCGUUUGGUGCUGACAAUACCAUAUACCUGAAUGGGGCCAUUGUUCCAAGAGUUAAAAUACUAACUGAUGAUCAAGGAACUGUAAACAGAAGCUUCAUGAAUAACGAAACCUCAGUUGCCACAUCAGACUCCAGUGGUACAAUGCGAGCCUUCACUUUAGUGGAAAUUAGAGAUGGAGUAGUACAUAAAAUCACAGAAACAUGGGUUGCUGUUGUUGGAGAUAUGGCAACAUUACAAGAAGAGAAUAUAUUGUUUAAACAUGGAAAUCAGGUUCUUCCAUGACUGGGUUUUCAUUUCAGUCACUAAGCAUCUAUUGCCGCUGUAAUGUGCUUUCAAUGCAUACAACUGUUCUUGAGUUGGGUUUAGAAUGUCAUGAGACAGUUCAGUUCCUAUCUAAUGUUGGGCCAAUUUAUGGUGUAACAGUUAUACUAGUAGCAGUACCAGGCAGCUAGUUUGUAUGGAAGAACUGCUGCGCUGCAGGAAAUCCUUAAAAGACAUGCUUUAAGUACCAACUUAGCUUACCACUUUUUCAUUGUUUCGAUGUUUGUAACUGUCUGGGUAAAGCACUCCUAACACUGGCCAAAUUGUAUAAAGUUUCUCCAUUGCAGUGGCUUACAAUUGAA
This is a messenger RNA of Mangifera indica (mango), 1426 nucleotides long. RefSeq lists its product as uncharacterized. The transcript has 9 exons. The record is from RefSeq and is a predicted model, not a curated record. Lineage: Eukaryota; Viridiplantae; Streptophyta; Magnoliopsida; Sapindales; Anacardiaceae. The coding region runs from base 27 to 1085 and encodes 352 amino acids. Gene Ontology annotation, molecular function: hydrolase activity.